CUUCAUUUGACUCGAUUUCGAAAUUUGCUCACGUUUUUUCCUUGCACUUUCUUCAUUUUUGUACUUUCUCCUUUUCUCGUUUUCUCGUUCUUAUAUACCUCCUUCCUCUAAUACAACGGUUGUCACUGCCCGGGCAGCAAUUCUCGUGAAAGCAGUUUGCCUGUUGUUUGAAGUUCCCUUCCCACUUGGCACGACUAACAAAGCGCAUUCCUUCCAAUUCAUUUUUUUCCCACUGGUCAUUCAGUGCACGCUUUCUCUUAAAAAGAGCACCUGGCAAAGGCAUUACUCGUGUAUUCUACUAUGGCGACAAACGGCAAGAGUGGCGCCCGUAACGCGAAAAGGAAGGGCAAGAGCCGCAAGAAUAAGGCGCAGAACAGCAUCACCAACCACAACAACGACGGGUCUCGCAGCCCCACUCGGUCCACAACACAAGCACCAGCAGCCGACACACCGCAGGAACCUGAGGCAGCAGAGCCAGUGGUCCAGCCAGCACCGGUCUCGGCAGCGCGGAGCGCGGGCGGAUCAAUGGCUAGCGGCGGGUCGUCAGGCAAGCAGAACCAGAUGUUCACAAUAGGCACGUUUGAAGAGGACUCUGAGGAUAGCGAUAAUCUGCUGGCCCGGGUCCAGAAAAGCGUGCAUCAUGCGGCACACCCAGACGCGGGCAGCAGCGGAACCGGGCCCAAUGGUGCAGCGCAGGAGACGGAAAUGGAAACAGAAGACGCAGCCAAUGCAGAGGCAGAUCUGGACAGCCACCCUGAAUCCAAAACGUCUUUGCAUAACCGGCAGCUUUUGUCGGCUGCGCCUGCCGAGCCACCUGCAGGAAGGCAGCCUCUGUUUACCAUGGGGUCGAACUCGGAGCUGAGCGACAUUGACAGUGUCGGUAAUGCUGGGCAGCAGAUGGAGCCGGCCGUGCAGCAGGCAGCGGGCGGAGAUGGCGAUGAUGAUGUGUAUGAGAGCAGUGACAAUGGCGAGGAGGCCUUGCCAUCAGAUGAUCAGCGUGGGCGUAGCGCAAGGUCUUAUGACACCAGUGCGGCCAGCAUUAGCACCAGCAUCCCGGGCAGCGACUCGCUGCAGAUUGAAAUCACAGAAGACAGCGGCGAGCUGCAGGGGGACGACACGGUUGUGGCGACGCAGCAGGCGGUGGACAAGGAAGGGGGGGCACUGGCAGCGUCGGCAGAGGACCCAGGCUCGCAGGGCAUUAAGCGCACCAAAGGGCUGCACCUGUGCAAGGCCACCACCAGCCUGUCGCAGCUGUGCCAGCUGUCAGGCAGCAACAGCUACGCGGACCUGGCAUCGGACGGGUCGGGGCCGGCGCUGGUGAUUCGCGACCGGAACACCAGCGCACCGGCAGCACGCCCGCUGCAGGACGUCGCGCAGACCGACGCAAAGUCGCCGGGCGCGGUGUCGCAGAAGGGCAAGGCGCAUCGGCCACCGGUGCUGCACCGCGACGCCAAGCCGCGCAAGAAGGUGGGGGGCAAAAAGACACAUCUGAAGAAAGCCACCAGUGCGGCGGCGAUGCGGUCGCGGCAGCGUCACAGUGCGGGGCCUCGGCGGGAGACGUCGCAUCCGCGCGGGCUGGGAAUGUCGCGGCUGACGCUGGACGAGGGGCCAGCAGACAGCUCGUAUGUCGACUACAGCGGCAGCAGCGACCUGGACACGGGGGAGGUGGAGGUUGUCGACGACGAGCGGCCGCAGAUGCGCACAGUGUCGUCGGAGCCCACGGACGUAGUGCCGCGGGCGCAUUUCGGGGCCCUGGAGCAGCCGCAGGGCAGCGUCAAUUCGUCGACGGCUACACUGGGCGGGGCAUGCCAGGACGCCGACGACACGGCCACGACUGCAAGUACCGGCAGCCAGCACGAGGACCGGGCGGUCCAGCUCCAGGAGGACAGCAGCACAGGCGAUCGCAGCAGCGAGAUUGCCCAGACACAGCCCGUACCAACAGGCGAUCCGCAUGCGAUGCACGCCAGGUCACGCUACCGCGACCCCGAGGCGGGCGAUCGGCGGUUCGACGAGCAGCGCAAGCCGGUCAAUGUGUCGCCACCGACCCCGCCGCAGGCCGACGGGCCACUGCAUCUAGCGGACCGCGGGCGGGCGACCCGGCGGCACUCCGAGACCCGGGGGCGCGAACGGGUCGACUCGUCCGAGUACAGCGCGAACCACACAAUGAGCAUGAGCCGCAACAUGGAGUCGCAGCGGCAGCAGAGCAUGGUGGAGCGCGAGGAGGAGGCGCAGGAGGAGGCCAGCGCGCUGAUGACGGGCGUGCCGCGCCGCAGCAACCGGCCGCUUGGCUCAGCGCCACACGUGUUCCUGAGCCCCAGCUCGCCAGCCUAUGGCCAGCAGAUCCGCCGCACAGACCGCAUCUACGCGUACAUGCGCGAAACCAGCAGUCCGCUGCUGGCCAGCCUGGAGCGCUGCGUCGAUCUGCGCGAGCACCGCGCCGCCAUUUCGCUGGCCAAGUCGCAGACCCGCAGUCUGUCGCGGCCUGACCCGUCGGACGCCGACCAGCGCACUGCAUGGUGGGACUCGCUGCUGCCGCCGCCGCCACCAUCGCCGGCCCAACGUGCCUCGCGAUCGGCGGCGAUCGGCGAGUGCGCCGUGUAUGCGCAGACCGUUGACACCGGCAUGGCCGGUCCCCGUGACCAGGCGGACCCCUGGGAGCUGCGGUUCUCGCGCCAGCAGGAGCAGGCGGCCGUCAAGAACCACACCGCGGCGCCGCCGCCCAAGCUGAUCACCACCACCACCGCGUCGCUGGAGACUUGGCGCGGGCGCCGUGUGCCCGGCCUGCUCAGCGUCGACACCUAUGCCGGGUCCACAGUGCCGGUCGAAGGCACCAAGCCGGUGCUGCGGGCCGCCGACCCCAUGGCUGCGUCGCCCGCCGACCACUCCAAGGCUGGCGCAGUGGCAGCCCCGUACCGCCGAUUCGGCACCGUCUACGGAUACACGCCCGACGCCCACAUGUACAAGGCGCGGCGGCCACACGGCCCCGGCCACGCCAAUGGCACUGGCCACACGACCAACUUUGGCGUGCCCAGCUUGGCCCACGUGCAUACCAGCGCCAUGUCGGUGCGUGGCGACAGCAGCCGGCCCAGCACCGCCGGUCUGUGGGACAGCAAUGUGCGCCGGUCAAGCUACUUUGACCGCCUGUCGGUCGACGAGGCCCGCCCACAGAUGCCUGCGUCGCUGCAGACGUCCACUGCUGGUCUGCUGCGCCGCGUCAUCUCGGGGCUGACUGGCUCGUCAAGCUACGGCGCAACCUAG
Messenger RNA from Linderina pennispora, 3258 nucleotides. RefSeq lists its product as uncharacterized. The record is from RefSeq and is a predicted model, not a curated record. Lineage: Eukaryota; Fungi; Kickxellomycota; Kickxellomycetes; Kickxellales; Kickxellaceae. The transcript has 3 exons. The coding region runs from base 301 to 3258 and encodes 985 amino acids.